GGCGGCGGAGCGGCCGGGCUCCGGCGAGGCGCCCCCCUUGAAGGCGAGUGUGACGUCAGCGGCCGGUCACGUGCCCCAGGAUGAAUCCCGGUGCUGCGCUGCAGGAGGAAUACCGGCGCUGCUUGGAGAGGGACUUCCGCAGGGGCCACAUGGGCGUGUGCGCGGACUCCUCCCUGAAACAGGUGCUGUGGCGCCAGCUGCUGGAGGAGCCGGAGCUGCACUGCGCCUUGCAAGGGGAAGACACCUUUGCCAUGAUCGCGGGGGCCCUGCGGGGACAGUUGGACCUGGGCGUGGCCCUCCAGAAUCUCUGCAGAGCCUUUGAAGUAUUGGAGCUGGCGGCUGUCAAUCUCUACUUCUUCCCCUGGCGGAAAGAAUUUAGCACCAUAAAAACCUUCUCAGGCGUCUACGUGCACGUCCUCCAAGGAGUGCUGUCUGAGGCCGACAUCGCCAGGAGUUUCCACCGGAUGGGCUAUGUCCAGAGAGACAACCUCCACCUGGUGAUUUCUCAGCUGCCACCGGGAGCCGGCCUCCUCCGCGUCGCCUGCAGCUUCUUUGCCGCCCGGGUGGAGUGCGAAAUCCUAGGCAAGAUCGUGGAGGAGACAGAGCUCUGUGGCAUCUCCUCGGAAGAGCUGCUGCAGGCCCGCCGGGAGGUCAGGGGCGGCCUGGAGGGCUGCGUGGCCCAGCUGCAGAGCCUGGCUCGUUGGCCCAGGGGCAAAGACUUCUGCACAGAGCCAGCCGAUGGGGUCGACUUAUAUGGGGAGAGCCCCGAGGAGCCGAACCGUUAUGGCGAGCCUCCAGGAUCCAGGCUGCCGCCUCUGCAUCAGCCUGCCCCCUAUGAGCGCAGCAGCUGCAGCCCCAGGCUGAGGAGCAAGGAACUGCAUGCCAGGAGCCCCCAGGGCCUCCCGGAGGGCAGGAGCAAGCUGUGGGGGCCUGGCCUGGAGCAGCCCUAUGGGAAUGGGCUCAUGGCCUCCGAAGGGCCUGAUCUGGAGACCUCCUUCUCCUUCAUCUCCUUGCGGCGGGAGCUCAGCAGGCUGAGUGACACAGACUCCAGCCCCGUGCAGCCGGGAAGCCAGUUCCUGUCCCCCAUCCCCCACUACGGCAGCUCCAGCCCUCAGCCGCGCAGCCCCAGUAGCCCAGCCUCUCCUUCUGCCAGGCAGCCACGGAGUCCCCAGCUGAGUCCCUUGGGCCUGCGGCGAGCUCAGGGGCUGGUCUCAGGAGUGAUGGGCCCAGAGCCUCCCCGCUACCAUCUGCACUCGUGCCUGCUCCCGGGGGCGCUCCCUUCCUCCUGCUGCGGCAGCUGCCGCUUGCUGCAUGGCAGCGGCUGCGAGAUGGCCCAGCACUGUCGCAGCGCCCACCACGUCGAAGAGCUGCAGAGCGAGAAGCAGCAGCGCCUCUGGCUGCAGCGGACAGAGGUGGACAAGCUCUUGUAGGAGGG
Heteronotia binoei (common prickly gecko) is the source of this 1435-nucleotide messenger RNA. RefSeq names its product spermatogenesis associated 2 like (gene SPATA2L). The record is from RefSeq and is a predicted model, not a curated record. Lineage: Eukaryota; Metazoa; Chordata; Lepidosauria; Squamata; Gekkonidae. The transcript is spliced from 3 exons. The coding region runs from base 81 to 1430 and encodes 449 amino acids. Gene Ontology annotation, cellular component: cytoplasm.